This is a messenger RNA of Solea senegalensis (Senegalese sole), 6625 nucleotides long. It is a transcript of the gene atp2a2a, whose product is annotated as ATPase sarcoplasmic/endoplasmic reticulum Ca2+ transporting 2a. Bases 401 to 3526 code for a protein of 1041 amino acids. NCBI's taxonomy places the organism in Eukaryota, Metazoa, Chordata, Actinopteri, Pleuronectiformes, Soleidae. Gene Ontology annotation, biological process: calcium ion transmembrane transport; intracellular calcium ion homeostasis. The record is from RefSeq and is a predicted model, not a curated record. The transcript is spliced from 20 exons. Gene Ontology annotation, cellular component: membrane. Gene Ontology annotation, molecular function: ATP hydrolysis activity; ATP binding; P-type calcium transporter activity.
GUGGUGUGGGGCCACAGGGAUCUGCGCCACGGUGAGACACGGCACGGUCACGGUAGCAGCAGAGGAGAGGGACUGGAGCGGGUUAAUGCGGUCCUUUAACACAGGACACUGCCGCACACACUUUCCCAGCAUUUCCGGAGAUAAGGGGGCGCUCAGGGCUAUCUGCAGUCACACAGGGAAGAGGAAUUUGUCCCAAUUCAACAUCUUUUUAUUCGCAAUUGAAUUGAAUCGUUGAAUCCGAACAGUGACCGGAGGGACGCGGUCAGUAGCUGCUGAUAGCCACAGCUCAGUGUCUGUCGGUUCUUCUCAAAGUACACACAGUGUUUUAAGGUACGUCUCCACACCACAGUGUGUUUGUGUGAGAAAAGCAGUGCGGGAAUUCAGGAGCUGUGUGUCCGCCAUGGAGAACGCACACACGAAGAGUGUGGAAGAAGUUUACAGUCAUUUCUGCGUCAAUGAAAGCACAGGACUUUCCCUGGACGAAGUCAAGCGGCAGAAGGAGAAAUGGGGCCUAAACGAGUUACCUGCUGAAGAAGGGAAAUCUUUAUGGGAGCUUGUCGUUGAACAGUUUGAAGAUUUACUUGUUCGAAUUCUUCUGCUUGCUGCGUGUAUAUCUUUUGUCCUGGCCUGGUUUGAGGAGGGUGAAGAAACAAUCACAGCAUUUGUGGAGCCUUUUGUAAUCUUACUCAUUCUUAUAGCCAAUGCCAUCGUCGGUGUGUGGCAGGAACGCAAUGCUGAGGAUGCCAUUGAGGCACUUAAGGAGUAUGAACCUGAGAUGGGGAAAGUUUACCGGCAGGACAGAAAAACUGUGCAGAGGAUCAAGGCCAGAGACAUCGUGCCUGGUGACAUCGUAGAGGUUGCUGUUGGAGACAAAGUACCUGCUGACAUCCGUAUCUGUUCAAUCAAGUCAACGACCCUGAGGGUUGACCAGUCCAUUCUGACCGGUGAAUCUGUCUCCGUCAUCAAACACACUGACCCUGUGCCCGACCCUCGUGCUGUCAAUCAGGACAAGAAGAACAUGCUGUUCUCUGGCACUAACAUAGCAGCUGGAAAAGCCGUGGGUGUGGCCGUUGCCACUGGUGUCAACACAGAGAUCGGCAAGAUCCGUGAUGAGAUGGCAGCCACCGAGCAGGACAAGACGCCCCUGCAGCAGAAGUUGGAUGAGUUUGGCGAGCAGCUGUCCAAGGUCAUUUCCCUCAUCUGCAUUGCUGUGUGGGUCAUCAACAUCGGACACUUCAAUGACCCCGUCCAUGGAGGCUCCUGGAUCCGUGGCGCCGUCUACUACUUCAAAAUCGCCGUGGCGCUGGCUGUGGCUGCCAUCCCUGAGGGUCUCCCUGCCGUCAUCACCACCUGCCUGGCCCUGGGCACUCGUCGUAUGGCCAAGAAGAAUGCCAUCGUCCGUAGCCUGCCAUCUGUCGAGACCCUGGGCUGCACCUCUGUCAUCUGCUCUGACAAGACAGGAACCCUGACCACCAAUCAGAUGUCUGUCUCCAGAAUGUUUGUAAUGAACAAAGCUGAAGGAGACAGCUGCUCUCUGUCAGAGUUCACUGUCACAGGAUCCACAUAUGCACCUGAAGGGGAAGUGUACCACGAUGGUAAACAAGUCAAGUCGUCGGAGUACGACGCCCUGGUUGAACUGGCCACCAUCUGUGCCCUGUGUAACGACUCCUCCCUGGACUUCAAUGAGGUGAAAGGUGUGUAUGAGAAAGUCGGAGAGGCCACAGAAACGGCGUUGACCUGUCUAGUGGAGAAGAUGAACGUCUUCAACACUGAAGUCCACAGUCUGUCAAAGAUUGACAGAGCGAACGCCUGCAACUCGGUGAUCAAGCAGCUGAUGAGGAAGGAGUUCACCCUGGAGUUCUCCAGAGACAGGAAGUCCAUGUCCGUUUACUGCACCCCCAACAAGUCUCGUUCUUCCAUGGGAAAGAUGUUUGUGAAGGGGGCCCCAGAGGGAGUGAUCGAGCGAUGCACUCACGUCAGAGUAGGAAACAGCAAAGUUCCCCUCACCAAAGGUAUCAAAGAAAAGAUCAUGUCCGUGAUCCGUGAGUAUGGGACAGGUCGUGACACCCUAAGGUGCCUGGCCUUGGCCACACGAGACACCCCCCCUAAAAUGGAGGACAUGGUUCUGUCUGACACAGCCAAGUUCUCAGAGUAUGAGACCGACUUGACCUUCGUUGGUUGUGUCGGCAUGUUGGACCCUCCCAGACAGGAGGUGGCUGCCUCCAUCACACUGUGCCGCCAGGCUGGCAUCCGUGUCAUCAUGAUCACAGGGGACAACAAGGGCACAGCUGUGGCCAUCUGCCGCCGCAUAGGCAUCCUCUCAGAGGAGGAUGACAUCGAGCACAUGGCCUUCACAGGAAGAGAGUUUGAUGAACUCUCACCAAGCGACCAGCGGGACGCUGUGACUCAUGCCCGCUGUUUCGCCCGCGUUGAGCCCUCGCACAAGUCCAAGAUCGUUGAGUUCUUGCAAGGAUUUGAUGAGAUCACUGCUAUGACAGGUGACGGAGUGAAUGAUGCCCCUGCUUUGAAGAAGGCAGAGAUCGGCAUCGCCAUGGGCUCUGGCACUGCAGUAGCCAAGUCAGCCUCUGAGAUGGUCCUCGCUGACGACAACUUCUCCUCUAUUGUGGCUGCUGUUGAAGAAGGCAGAGCUAUUUAUAACAACAUGAAGCAGUUCAUCAGAUACCUUAUCUCCUCCAACGUGGGAGAGGUGGUUUGCAUCUUUCUCACUGCCGCACUGGGUUUCCCUGAGGCUCUGAUCCCAGUCCAGCUGCUCUGGGUCAACCUGGUGACUGAUGGCCUCCCUGCCACCGCUCUCGGCUUCAACCCCCCUGAUCUGGACAUCAUGGAGAAGCCUCCACGAAACGCCAAGGAGCCCCUCAUCUCCGGCUGGCUCUUCUUCAGAUACUUAGCCAUUGGAGGCUAUGUGGGUGCAGCCACUGUGGGAGCUGCUGCCUGGUGGUUUAUGCUGUCAGACGACGGUCCCCAAAUCACUCUGUACCAGCUGAGCCACUUCCUCCAGUGCAGCCCUGACAACCCAGAGUUUGAAGGCCUGGACUGUGAAUUGUUUGAGUCACCGUACCCCAUGACCAUGGCCCUGUCUGUGCUUGUCACCAUUGAGAUGUGCAAUGCUCUGAACAGUCUCUCAGAGAACCAGUCCCUGCUGCGGAUGCCUCCUUGGGAGAACAUCUGGCUGCUCGGAGCCAUCUGCCUCUCCAUGUCCCUCCACUUCCUCAUCCUCUACGUGGAACCUUUGCCUGUCAUCUUCCAGAUCACCCCUCUGGACGUGACCCAGUGGCUGAUGGUGCUGAAGAUCUCCAUGCCCGUCAUCCUGCUGGACGAGGUGCUGAAGUGCAUGGCCAGGAACCACUUGGACUUUGGUAAAAAGCAGGAUAAGUCGAUGGUGAAAGGCUGCUCUCUGCCUGCAUGUGCCAAAGGCAUCUCCUGGCCCUUCGUGGCCGUGUCGCUGCCUCUGGUGCUGUGGAUCUACACCACUGACACUAACGUGUCUGCCAUGCUGUGGCCCUGACUGACUCCAGUUCACCCUCCCCCCCCCACUCCCGUGCACCAGUGUGAAGUGGACAUUAACACACAGCUAACACAGUUACAUUAACUCCGAACAAUGUAGAGUCGACACUUGCACCCGCUCUGACAGCCUGUGCUGGAAGAUCUUUUGUAUUUUACGACAUUUUCACUGAUAUAUUUUGGGGGGUGUUGGGCUUUUAAGUUGUAAUUUAAUGACUUUAACCGAUGUUGUGUCCAUGGGUUUUAUUAUAUUUUGACCAUCCUGCUUUUGGAGCGUGUAGAGAAGCCACUAUGUUGGAGCUGUGUGUCGAGCUUUACAGAGAAUUUACUCUAUUUUAUAAUAAUGAAUAUUUUGUAAUUUUGGGGAGGGACUGUCGGGAUCAGACUAAGGACGUGACUGCGUGGAACCGGAUUGUAUAAUCAUUCUAAUUCAGGGGGUGAAGACUUGAGAAUCUCUGUUGUCAUUUUUGAGCUCCAUGAAUCCUGGUCAUUCAUUAUUUUCUGCAUUAGGCAGAGCACAGCUACCUCAGUGCUAAUAAUAUAACCAUUACUUACCCAUGAGUCUUUACAUUUUACAGCUGGUCAUGUGUAGUGAGGUAAGCACCAGUUAGCCCUGACACAGAUUUUAAUGUUUAAUGUACGUUUUCUUUUCUCUGUUAUUGGAGGGAAGAGCAGACAGAGAUGUUACCUGUGUGAUAUUGACCUCCUUUUUUGUUUUAUACAGUCUGUCAUUAAAGGUCCAGUGUGUAACCUGUUUCCAUAGCCUCUGCCUUGCUUUACAGAGGCGGCCAUCUUGCACCACCAUGUUUCUACAGCAGCCCCGAGCAGCCGCAGCGUAUACUUUGCAUUUUUGCAUAAGCACAACAUCCUUCCUGAUGUGUGAAGGCCACCGUAGUUCACUGACAUGCUUGGAAAGGGAAUUUGUUACAAUGUGCAGUCUCACCAGUAGAUGUCACUAUUGCUUACACACUGGACCUUUAAGUUUGUUUACUUGAAGAAAAAAUUUCAUAAUUUCCUUUUUUUUUAAGUCACUAUUUUUUUUUUUAUAUAUAUCUUAAUUACUGCAAACUUUAUAAAUGUAAAAAUGUGCACAUACUGUACUUAAUAUUUAAAAUGGCACCAAGAAGCUGAGCACAACCUGGAGCUGAGAGUCUGAUCUGUAAAUAGCACACAAGCUACGACCUUUUGUAUCUUUAUUUGUUGUUGUGUUAAACUGCUUCAUACACUCACUCACACUCGCUCUGAGUCUUUGUGCAUGUGUGUUACAGUGAGACCAGGCCAGUGAGUGCUUUAUUCUAUAACCUGUUUGUUCCUGUGUCUUCCUCCUGUUUUUGGACCUGCAUGUCAACUCUCCUGAAAAGUCGCACACACGGUUCUUGUAGUCGGUCACUGUUCAUAUGAAAAUGGCAGCAGUGACGCAACUAUGGGAAUAAAUAGUCAUUUCAUUUCUAGCUUGGAUUUUUUUUUUGCUUUGAAAUUACUUUUUUUUCCCCUUCUGAAUUCAACUCUUUGGAUUUUAUUUUUGCCUUUUAUUUAACAUCACAGUUCAAUAACAACGUGGUUUAUAUAGCACUUUUCUAGUCUUGAUGACCUCGAAGCUGCUUUACCCCACACUUUUGCCAUUCAUCAUCUUCAUACAGCACAUUUAAUAUCAUUUUUCCAUUGUUAUUAUCAAGCUAUUAUGUGAUUACGGAAAUGCUAUACAAAAUAAUCACCAUACUAUCACCGUAUUUCCGCUGCACUGUAAAACUGUAAACAUUUGAAAACAUUUGCUGUAAUCUUUCAGAUUAAACUUCCAAAAUAACAAGGAUUAGCUGUCAAUCAUCAAUAUUCAGCCAAUCAGGAAAAUGCUGUGGUGGUCAUGUGACAACACAGACGACGUGUCACUGAGUGGAUGACGUGAAUGUUGGAUCAACUGCUUGUCCGUGAUGAUGAAUCAAAUUUUUUUUACCCUCAAAUUAUGGGCUGCAAAUGUGUCGGCUCAUAGAGUAUAUAUUGUUUUUGUCUUCAUUUGCAGUCUUUGGUGCUCACAGUGGUGAAAGACACAGAAACACUGAUGAAUAUGUUAGAGAGUUGAAUUCAAAGGGCAAAAAAAAAAAUAUUUCCAAUACUUUUUGACAAACUAAUUGUUUUUUUUAAAGCUUGAAUGGCACAAAGAGGGGGGCCGACAUUUAAUUUAGUUUGUUAGUUUUAGUUGUUUUCAAAGUCACCAAGUAGGUUUUUAAACAUCACUGAUGCUGCUUGUGUUUGACAGAGUGACGUUCAAGUUCCCCCACUCAUCUGUCGUCAUUCCUCUCAUUUGCUCUUGUCCAUAACUUCUGUUUCAUAAAAAAAAAAAAAGCCAAGAAUUUCUGGAUUCAUUUGUUGUUUUUUUACAGUAUGUCCAUUGAUUUGAUUUUCCCUCUCUCUCGUUCUUCUUUGCAGCCACCUAAGCCCAGCGACUGUGCUCCCCUUUACUUGCAGAAACUUUGGUUGUGUUGUGUUGUGCGUGUGUGUUUUGGGCCGCACAUCUUACAGGAGCUGCAUGUCAGUGAAGUCAUGUGAAGACGGGGCUCGUUAAAGUUCAUACGUCCUUUUUGUAGAAACGGCAAUACGUAAAAUGUCUGAUGUAAAAUUAGCCAGUCCCCCCAUUCUCCUGCAUGAAGAGCCUUAGAUUACAAAUGCGAUGUCAUCUUUUAGACUGAGAUCUUAGUCCUGUGUACAGUAACUUGUACAUGAUUCCAUUGUGCAUGUCCGCUCAGACAUCUUUUACCUGACUUAGACCAUGUAUAGUGUUGGUAUAUAGAAUAAAUGACAUUCGUCAGAUAGUACAAAUGUUAAAUAAGCUCAAAAAACACAGUUCAUCUUUCCUAAGGAAAUACUUUUAUGGGAUAUUAAAAAAACCAAACAGACUGUUUUUCUUUUGUUUCUUCGUUUUUUUGGCGACAUGUUUGGAGCAGAUCCUUUUGUCAUACGUGCAGGGGUGCAUGUGUGUUACCAUGACGACGGCAGACAGACCCUCCACUGGCAUCUCUUGCCAAACUGCUGUACUGUAUUUUCAGAGAUGAUUGUAUGAUGUAUCACAUGAACUUUGGUUUCAGGUAAAUAAAACUGUCAUACAUUA